CGCGGCGCUGCCGGGCGUGCCGGCCACACUCCCCCCACCCACUCGGUGAGCUUGUCACUUCCUGCCCUCGCCCCAUCUCCGUCCGGGGUCAGUCAGUCGCUCCCUGUCGCUGCCGGAGAGUCUCUGCUUCCCCCUUCCUACGCGCUCCGCGGCGGUAGCUCGGGCUCUCCGGAGGAGGGAACGACAGAGAAAAAGAGAGACUGACUUAAUAAAGUUUCCUGAAACAACAACUACCACCGAAAAGGCCCAAGGUGGGGGGAGACCCCCAUUCUUCCCCGCCCCUCUCCUAAAGCCUGAGGGACCGUUGCAGGUGGAGCGGCGCUGGAAGGACCCGGGCUGCGGCGGCAGCCGUUGCCCCGGCGAGGGGAGCCUCAGGUCCUACCCGCUCCGGUUCCGGCUCCUUCGGUGGCGGCGGCGGCUGCUGCCGGGCGGUUCCUCCUGUCAACUGCCUCCGCCCGCGCGCCACCCGCCUAGCCACACAGCGCGGAGGACGCCGUAAGCCGCCGCCGCCGCAGUCGCCUCGGCCCGCGGAGGGACGUGGUGAGCUGUGGCGCUUCCGCGUCAGCGCCGGCGGGGACUCUUUGGGAACGCGUCGGGCCCGAGUCCGGGUUCCCUCGCGUGGUCAGCGGAGGCUGCGCCAGGUGGGGCCCGCAGCAGCCUCCCACGCCAGGCUGUCCCCGCGGCUGCCCGGCCUGCCUUCCUUCCUUCCGCCCGCCGGCCCGCCCUAGGAGUUGACCACGCCGCAAUGAAGAGCUUCUUGCAGUAAAAGGAAAGUAGGUCGAGUCCACUGAAAAUGCCUUUAAGGGACAAAUACUGUCAGACUGACCACCAUCAUCACGGAUGCUGUGAACCAGUUUAUAUCCUGGAACCUGGAGAUCCUCCUUUGUUACAGCAACCACUACAGACAUCCAAAUCUGGUAUUCAACAAAUAAUUGAGUGCUUUCGAUCAGGAACUAAACAACUUAAGCAUAUUUUAUUAAAAGAUGUGGACACUAUUUUUGAAUGUAAGUUAUGCCGCAGUCUCUUCAGAGGAUUACCAAAUUUAAUUACCCAUAAAAAAUUCUACUGCCCACCAAGUCUCCAGAUGGAUGACAACCUUCCUGAUGUAAAUGAUAAACAAAGCCAAGCCAUAAAUGAUCUCCUAGAAGCCAUAUAUCCAAGUGUGGACAAACGAGAAUAUAUUAUUAAGCUAGAACCCAUAGAAACUAAUCAAAAUGCAGUGUUUCAAUAUAUUUCGAGGACUGAUAAUCCUAUUGAAGUCACAGAGUCAAGCAGUACUCCUGAACAAACCGAAGUUCAAAUACAGGAAGCGAGCACUGAACAGUCAAAAACAGUACCGGUUACAGAUACAGAGGUGGAAACUGUAGAGCCCCCUCCUGUUGAGAUCGUUACAGAUGAAGUUGCACCUACAUGUGAUGAACAACCUCAGGAGUCACAGGCUGACUUGGAAACUUCUGACAAUUCUGAUUUUGGUCACCAGUUGAUAUGUUGUCUUUGUAGAAAAGAAUUCAAUUCUAGACGAGGUGUUCGCCGUCACAUUCGAAAAGUACACAAGAAAAAGAUGGAAGAACUAAAAAAGUACAUUGAAACACGAAAGAAUCCAAACCAGUCCUCUAAAGGACGCAGUAAGAAUGUUCUAGUUCCAUUAAGUAGGAGUUGUCCAGUAUGUUGUAAAUCAUUUGCUACAAAAGCAAAUGUAAGGAGGCAUUUUGAUGAAGUUCAUAGAGGACUAAGGAGGGAUUCAAUUACUCCUGAUAUAGCAACAAAGCCUGGGCAACCUUUGUUCCUGGAUUCUAUUUCUCCUAAAAAAUCUUUUAAGACUCGAAAACAAAAGUCGUCUUCAAAGGCUGAAUACAAUUUAACUGCAUGCAAAUGCCUCCUUUGCAAGAGGAAAUAUAGUUCACAAAUAAUGCUUAAAAGACAUAUGCAAAUUGUCCACAAGAUAACUCUUUCUGGAACAAACUCUAAAAGAGAGAAAGGCCCUAAUAAUACUGCCAACAGUUCAGAAAUAAAAGUUAAAGUUGAACCAGCAGAUUCUGUAGAAUCUUCACCCCCUUCCAUUACCCAUUCUCUACAGAAUGAAUUAAAGGGAACAAAUCAUUCAAAUGAAAAAAAGAACACACCGGCAGCACAGAAAAAUAAAGUUAAACAAGACUCUGAAAGCCCUAAAUCAACUAGUCCGUCGGCUGCAGGUGGCCAGCAAAAAACCAGAAAACCAAAACUUUCAGCUGGCUUUGACUUUAAGCAACUUUACUGUAAACUUUGUAAACGUCAGUUUACUUCCAAACAGAACUUGACUAAACACAUCGAGUUGCACACAGAUGGAAAUAACAUUUAUGUUAAAUUCUACAAGUGUCCUCUUUGCACUUAUGAAACUCGUCGGAAACGCGAUGUGAUACGACAUAUAACUGUGGUUCAUAAAAAGUCAUCUCGUUAUCUUGGGAAAAUAACAGCCAGUUUAGAGAUCAGAGCUAUAAAAAAGCCUAUUGAUUUUGUUCUAAAUAAAGUGGCAAAAAGAGGCCCUUCGAGGGACGAAGCAAAACAUAGUGAUUCAAAACAUGAUGGCACUUCUAACUCUCCUAGUAAAAAGUAUGAAGUAGCUGACGUCGGUAUUGAAGUAAAAGUCACAAAAAACUUUUCUCUUCACAGAUGCAAUAAAUGUGGAAAGGCAUUUGCCAAAAAGACUUAUCUUGAACAUCAUAAGAAAACUCAUAAGGCAAAUGCUUCCAAUUCACCUGAAGGAAACAAAACCAAAGGCCGAAGUACAAGAUCUAAGGCUCUUGUCUGAUAACUUCAAGUGAUGUACGAAAAGGUUUGGAGUUCAUUUUUGUGGAAAGACUUUAAAUUGGUGUUAGAACCACUAAACAUCUUCAAAUGGUACUAAGAGGAAAAAAAAGAGAAACAUUUUUCUAAAUAUUCAACUAUAACUGCUGUUUUCUGACUAAAAUAAUAACCAUCUAACCACUGGUUUCUAAGGCACUGCCUAUUCCAGCACUUUCAAGUAGCUGUGACAUUACAUGUUGUCAUCACAGUCCAUCAGCUAACCGGUUGCCCUUGACCUUGUGCAUUUGGUCUACAGUUUCUACAAAAAUGUUACAAAUUUUGUUCUCUAAACAAUUUGUUGAUUAAGUGAUCAACAACCUGAAGAAAAUAUCAAUUUUUAAUUGACAAAGACUUUAUAUCUUAGUGAUUUUAGUUUUAUUUCACUUUAUUUGGCAACAUUUUCAUCUGAAUUGUAUAGAUAUAUGAUUUUCUAGUGACUAUAUGUUAGGAACAAAAGACAAAAUAGUAUCAGCACAUUAUAAAUAUUUAGCUUACUAAAUAUUUGUAAUUAUUUUUACAUCCAUUUAUUUCUAGCUUGUUCUCCAGCACUUAAGUUUGAAAGUUUCAUCCUAAAAUAUAUACUACAGGAAAGUUCCAGUUCAUUUUCAUGCAUGGAUUAUUAAAUUUUUCACUUGUAAAUGUAGGUUUUUAUGAAAAUUAAACAUUCCCCUAUUUUUCUUUAAAUUUUAUACAAAGCACUUUAAUGAUAGAUGCAACCUUAUUUUUCAGUUCCUAUUUUUUUAAAGACCACACAUUUACUAAUGUUAAUAUAAAGGUAAUAAAUAGCUUACUGAUAUUUUAUGGAUGCAGACAAUCCAUGCACAACCACUUCUUAUGAUACUACUUUAUUUCCUUAAAUAUUGCUACAAAAGGAAGAUGCGGGUGUAAGCCCUGAUUUUUUUUUCUCCCAAGAAAAAUCUUAAAGGACCACUUUAGAUAAUAUUUGAUUCCUACUGUAAAAUUUAGAAAAUGAUUAAUUCUUGUCCAUUUUUGUAAUCAAGAUUUUAGGAAAAACAGAAAUACAUCUAUCUUUAUGAAAUUUUGGGCAGGUUUUUGUGUAUCAAUAUUUUGUACUUUUUAGGGAAUAUUUUAUUUUUUAGUUAUUUGUGUCAAAUUAUAAUUAUAAAAGGUACAGCAGAAAAUAUACCAUGUUUUUAUAUAGGUUCACACCUGUACUUAGGAGGGACCCUGUCCAUCUAUAUACUUUUUGUAUAAAAUUUUAAAAUGUUAAAGAUCCACAAGGUCUUAAUAAAAUGAUUCUAUAGCUAGAAAAACAUUUACCUUCCCAGUGCUUUGCACUAAAAUAUACUGUGAAAGGAAACUAGAAAGACUGUAACUAUUGCUGGAAAUGUUCUAUAUUGAAUGUACAUGCUCUUGUUGGAAAAAUGUACUAUAUGUGAUGGAAAUAAACCAGACUCGAAGUUAUUUCAGCUAAAUGUGCUUCAGCAAAGGUGCAUUGGUUGAAACUUAAAUGUUUUAUUAUCAAAUUUAAACUUAUUCAGUGACUAUGAGCAGCUACACUUGAAUUAUAUUCUGAUAGUUUUAUUUCUAAGAAAUAGAGUAAUAAUUUCUCUUUAAUUUAAAAACAGAUUUACUUUCCAACAUAUUGAAAAUUUGUACUUAUAGAUCUAACUUUAAUAACUAAUAGUAUAAUAUAUUUAGGGAACUAAAUGUGUAGGUGGGUAUUUCAUUUAUAAGCCAUCUUCAUUAGUUGCACAUUAUUAAACCUAUAUGUUUGACUUUUGCAAGGUGUUAUCUUUUAUGCAUUCCUACACACAAGACAUAUUCCAAAGAUAUUUUCCAGAUAAAUGCGGAUAACCCCUGAAAAGAUAUGAGGAUUCCUAAAAAGCUUGGGGUUGCUCUUUGCAGCAUCCUCUCAUUUGUAUGCCAGCCUUUUCCUCUCUGCUUGCUUGUUAAAUACUAUAGAGAAGAAAGAAAACUUGAUGUUGGAGGUGGGGAGCCCAUUGCUAGAAUUCCCUUACUCUACCCACCUGUUUCUACAGGACCAUUCACAGUAUGUCUCCUCUGUAGUAAUUCUGGGGCCCCAGAAUAGGAAUCUAUAGGAGGAAGUAAAUGAGAGUUCUAGGGCUGUCAAAAGAUUUCAUCUGGGUCGUGUAGGAAAAAUAGCACUGUGUCAGUACUUGAGUAAAUUAGAUUGGAAACAUCAUAAUAGCUGGAUUAAUUGAUAAUGGCAUAUAUAAGAGAAGCUGAACUAGGACCAGUUUAGAAAGGUAGAACAAACAAGUGACCAGAAAGUAUUGUUCUUCGUAUUCCUUUCUGGUCUUCAUCCUUCCUGAUUUGACUUGAGCUCUGUCGUUUCAGGGGCUCAGGCUUAAGGCUCUUGAGAAGAGGCCUAAGAAGUUUGUGUGGGAAGCUUUUCUGCAUAUAGGCUACAUAAACACAUAUUUAGGUGACUUUUUAUUGUUAUAGUGAGGAUUAAAGCACACAAAGAGCCAUCAUAAACUGCUUAUUUUAUGUAAGACCUAUCUGGCUAUAAAUUAUAUCUACCUUUGCUGCUAUUUGAUCAGUUAAGAGUUUUCCUAUAGAAUUGAACUUACCAUCCUUCCCAAAGAUGCCUUCCAUUCCUAAGUGUGGUGGAAGAGGAGAAACAACAGGUGUAGGUUGCACUUCAACUUCAUAAGUUUGAAUAGUACAAAUGAGAGCUGAAGUAUAGCUGACAUUGGGCAGGUGUUCACUAGACAUACCUUGAAUACACAACCACCAUUUUUUUUUUGUUUGUUUAUGUUUCCAUUCCCUCCCCCUCCCCUUUACUCUUUAAGAAGAAAUCUUUGAAGAAUGUAUGCAUUACCCAUUCUUAGGUUUUAGUUUUUUGCCUAGUUUUGUAUAUAUGAAUUAAGUUUUUGGUUGACACAAGUUGCUUUAGUUGUUGAAAUGUACCUUCAGAUUUUUAAGGAACAUAUUAUAUUUAUGGUCAAUAAAUAGUCUGUUGUACUUAGUUUGCAUUAAAGAGCCUAUGGAUGCAGCAGUGGGGAGUUAAUGAUUUUGCUAUGGCAUGAGGCUGUGGGUAUAGAAAGAGGAGUUUCCCUAUAGGUGUCAUGGCAGAUACAUGUGGAGAUAGGUACAAGUGGCUAUCAUUUCCUGUUGUGAAGUUGCAAAAGAUCUCUUCAAACAGCGUGACUUCUGAAAAUGAGGUAGAGAUGCUCCAAAAAUUUUGGAAAUUAUGUUUCCAGGUUUCCUGCAGUGACCCAUUGAAGUAUUCUAGAUCCCUAGUUUGGAGUUGGAGAAGUUAUUUUUCUAAUGGAAUCCAUAGAUUAUCAGGAUUAUGAUUUAGCCAUGGCUUUCAGUUGAUCUGAAGCCAAGCUCUAAGAUAUAUGUGGCAGGAUAUUGGCUGUGCUGUUAGACAAAAUCCUUCUGUACUCUGUGCUAUCCUUUCGUCUCUCUUUGACUUUAAGAGCUAAAGGGAUCCUUGAUAAAAUUGAAAAGGAAUAAGGAUCAGCAAUUUCAGGAAUAGCUGUUCUGUGGUUUUUAAGGCGUUAAACACAUGGGUAGAAUGCAGAUUAAAAACAUGUCUCACUUAAAACCUACAAUUAUUUUGGCUUUUCUAACUAACUUUCCAGAUUCAUUUCUCUCCUCCUAAUUUGUUUCUAUACCCUAUUCCUCUGAGCUUCCAGCUCCUACCUUGCCUUUAUUUCUUCUAGUUUAGUGGAAAUCAUUAGUACCAAGAUAGCUAAAGUGUUUUUGGAAGGGUAAGAGUGUGGAAAAUGCAGCUCAUUUCCUCCUGAAUCUUUAUUGCUCCAUACCAAAUUUGGGAGGCUUAUUAUUUUCAAGCCUCUUCCUCUACAUAUUUGCACCACUACAACACCACAAACAAAAAGGGACCUAGCAUACCAUAGGUGCAUCUGCUUGAGAAAAUGCCCAAAGUUGGAGGUUUUGAUGUUUGUGUCCACUCAGCAGAAUUAAUUUGCUUGAUUGUCCAUUUUUGAUGUCAGGGACUGUCUUGAUAAUUUUGUAUGGUGCCUAGCACAUUUUCAUGUAUACCAAGACACUUUAAAUAAAUAUUUGAUAAUGGCAUUGAGGCAAGGAAGCCUUUUCCAUCUCUAAAUUGUACUAUCAUGUAUAUUGAGACUUCGAGUCUUAAAAUUUUAUCUUCUCAAUAUUGAUGAAUUUCACUUAUUUUUAGGAAAUUUUACCAGUGUUAAGUGUUUAUAAAAAAGAAAGAUAAUUCUUAGUAAUAGCUAAUAAUAAUGAACAUUUAUGGUGUGCUUGUUAUAUGCCAAGCACUCUGCUAAAUCUACACAUGUAAUGUCCCUAAUCCUACCAACAACUCUAUGAAGUAAAACCUAUUCUUUCAUUAUCCCUAUUUUACGGAACAGAAAAUAGAAACUUAGAAAAGUUCAGUGAUUUACUUAGGUUCACAUAGCUGGUAAGAAACUUACACUAGAUCUGACAAAACCUGUGCCCUUAGUGCAACCUUACAUUUGCACAUUUUAGUAUUUGCAAAGCACAUUUAGUACAUUAUCAUUUUGUCAGCUUAAAGUAAUGAUCUGGAAUUUUAGUUGGUGAAAUGUUUGGAUCCAUAAAUUAUUUCCUAUGUGAGACCUUGUGCAAGUUUACUUAAACCUUCCGUGCCUUAGUUACCUAUAAGGGAGAUUAUCGUUACCUAUAAUGGGGCUAUUAUUUCUUAUCUUAUAGGUUUUUCUGAGGAUAAAAUGAAAAAUACCUAUAAUGCACUUAGAAUAGUUUCUGGCAUAUCACAAUAAAUGUUAUAUAAUAUUGCUGUGACUUGCACAACAUAUUCAAGUAUGGAAUUUUUUACCUAUUGUGCAUAGAAAUUUAUGCAUUAGAUGAGAAUUUUAUUGCUACACAUUCAAUUUUAUCUGCUGGUUUUGUAUUUAAUUGGGACAGUGAAGGCAACCAACUAUAUUAUUUGCUGCUAAUUCUCUUCUAGUCAGAUACUAGUAGUUUAUCAUUCUCAUACAUUUUUCAUUUACUUUGAAAAAGACAUUAGGGAGUUUUAAGCACAUUGAUUUUAAGUUAGGCUUUGUUUUUAUGGUUUCUCCCCAGAAUAAUACAUAUGUCUCAACAUUUGCAUUAGUUAUUUGUCUCAUCACACAACUGUUUUACUUUUGGUCAUGUGUAAGAUGCUGACAUGAAGCAAAUAUUAAUUGGAUAACAUACUAAAAUAUUUUGAUGAAACAAAACUUGUAGCAAUGUAGUACUGCUUGAAAGGAAGCAUUCAGUUAUGGAAAUAAAAGGUUCUUCAGGAGAGCACGAUUUGGGCUGAAUCAGAAAUUUCUUUGGUGAAUGUGUCAUGAAGAGAUAAAAAGAGAAUAGCAAUUAUUAAAAGUCCUGUCAAUGGUUGUCAUUUGUGGCAGUACUCCACAUUUUAGCUAAGGCCCUAGUACUGUUACAUUAUCUGCUGAGAGAGUUUACUCUCACACCUGACUGUUUUUGAUCUGGCUUUUUAAAUGAUAAGGUGAUGAUUUUAGAAAUGUCAGUGUUCAGGGACUAGCAUAAUUUGCAUCUCCAGAGAACCUUUGAGUCCCUAGAUUUGGAUGACUCUUCACAUUCUGAACUUCAGAUCAAAUGCUGGUAUUCUUAUACCUGUUCAGCUUCUUUAUGUUUCUGAUACUCAAGUGCUUGUGUCAGGUAGCGAGAACAUAUUCCUGGGAUGCAAAACAUUGUAAUGUUUAAACAGUAGAAUGUUGUGAUUGAAAAAAUAGCCAAAAUAAACAAAACAACCUGUCUUUGGAUGCUUGAGCAUCCUAUCUGGCUGUCCUGCUCUGUAUAAUCUGGCAACAUUUUCAGUACAAGAGUAUGUAAUGAUGUUAUGUUCAGAUGAGAAAUUAUUAUACCAAAAUGAACGUUAGGUGCAUUUAGCUUUCAUUACAAGUUAGGUUUUGAAAAUUGGAUUUUAAUCCCAUCUGUUUGUGGGACUGUCCUGAAAAUAAAUUAGCUCUGAGAAAUAGAACUGUGGCUUUUAGUCAGACUUUCCCAGCUGUGCAAAAGUGUUUUUAAAAACAGUUGAAACUCUUCUUACUUUGGUGUACCUGAACCCUAAAGUACCUGCUAGUAGCUUUUAUUUUAGAUGGACAGAAAAAGCAAAUAAUACUUUUCUUCUAAGAAAAAAAUAGUGAAGCAUUAGGAACAUAGUGUGCACAAAUGAUUGAAUUACAUGAACCACCCAGGACUUUUAGGGAAAUAAUUUUUAUGUAGUUUCCUUCAGUUUUAACAUAGAAGUUGUUAGGGAGGAAGAUGUUAGGGUAGUUUUAUAUAAACUUCUGUAGGAGAGUAGCCAUGUUAUUUGCAUGCCUCUUGCUUAUUAGAUAUAUAUCAAAUUCCUUGUGAUGCAGUGCACUGGGCAUUUGUAGAUGUUUGAGAAUUUUUUAGCCUCAUUCUCCUUUCUUUGUGUAGGUAGGCUUUGAGAGGAUGAUAGGGUAAUGAGGCCCCCAGAGAUAAACAAGAACACGUUUAGUGAAACUUAACGAAUAAUUUUCCGGACUUAGAAGUUAUACUUUCCACAAAACGUCUUCCCAAUUUUCCGAUUUUUCCUUUCUUUACCUGGCCAUCUUGACUAAUCAGCUAUUGUUUAUUGUGAUUCUAAGAGAACAACUUCACUUAUUUCCCAUAAAAUUCGGCCACAAACAGAUUUACACAUACAUAAGGGCAAGAAAUUUUUAAAGGAGUUUUUGGUUUUGUUUUGGUUUUGUUUAUUUAACUGCCCUGGAUAUCUUUUUAAUUUCAAAGUGCACAAUUGUAAUGGUAGGAGGUGUUAAUUUUUAAGGUUCAGGAUAGAGGCCCUUCUGUCUAGAACAGUUAACUAGGGGUAAGUAACACUGUUCAAACCACAAAUGCUGCAAGAUGGAAGUCAGACCUACAAUGCUUGGAUUGCCAGCCACCAUCCGGCUUGCCAUGUCAUCUAAUUGGAGGUGUGUGAGUGCAUAUGUACCCAUAUAUACAAAUGUUAUGUUAUGCUCUUUUUUUGAGUUGCAAGCACAGAAUUUUACUUGGUAGCUUCUAAGGGGAGUUUUAUUAGAAGACUUUAUUUGGGGUAAUAUGGGAGAUGUGAGUGACCAGGCCUUAUAGGAAUCCAAGGGUAAUUGUACAACUUGUCUUCACCAUUCAGAUUUCAACUAGGUAGGUGUUACAGAAAUUAGAAAAAAAGAAAUCAAUGCAACUCUAGUGUCUGGAUGUUGCCCUCGAGCAGCAGAAGUAUUGCUUCUCUGCUGCUAUUAGUCCUUUUCAGACUGCUUUAUUUUUUUUUUAAAUGAAUUACCUUACCCUGUGUCUUCUCAAUAUAGUCGUAACUGCCUCGUUCUGCCCUCUGCUCUAUGUCUUUCAGCUACUUUCCCCUUCUGUACAGCUUGAGUUCAGUCUCCUAUAAGAGGAAAUCUAAUUAGUCCAGUUAGAGACAUUGCCUGUUGGGCAAAUCUCUCAUGUCAGGCCCCUUCAUAGGUUGCUGGUCAAUCUGUAGAUUGGCUGCUCUUGGGACAGUUGCUCUCUCUUGGUCCUGUCACUUGUGAUCAUGGUGGCAGAGUCAGUGGCAUAAAGCAUGGCCCUGGGCCCCAUAGUAGGAAUCUUUUGGUGGGAAUCUUUUAAAAGAUGAUAGUCCUAAAAUGUGAUGAGCUUUCCAGUGUACAUGUUUUUCUUUCUUUUGAAAGGUGACAGAAUGAAAGGCAAGUUGUGAUCUUGACUGUUAUGUCCAUGCAAUAUCAGCAGUCCUUUCCAUACUGAGAAAACGUCUUUUGAUCAGUAUCUGCCUUUCCUUUUCUAAACUGCCUGAUAAUUCUUUCUUUGGCUUUGUAGAUUCAUAGACAGCCUAAAGUUUUCACUCAGAAAGAGCCAUCACAUUUUUUGUAGCAGCAUAUUAGGCCACUGUGUCAGUUGCUAUUUUCCAGACAUCCACAAUUAUGCUGCACAGUUUGAGUUGGUGAUUUAGUGAAUCCUCAAAGUAUUGUUUCUGCUUUUCUAUUUGUGCUUGCCACAUUUGGGCUUACUGUGCAAUGGCUGCUUUAUAUCCUGUCAUUCGUUCCUUCAAUGACAGACACUAUCCAGCAUCCAUCAUAUGCCUAGCAUCAUUCCAUUCUUUUGGGGAAACAAUCACACAAUGGUUAAAGCACAAAUUUUUUAAGAGUCAAGAAGACCUGAGUUCAAGUCCUGGCUUCUUUGCUUACUAGCUCUGUAGUGUGGGCAAGUUACCAAAUCUUUCUAAGCUUCAAUUUUCCUGUCUGUAAAAUGAUUAUAUUAGAAACUACCUUAUAGGUAUGUUUAUUGUGGGAGUUUAUAAAAGCUUAAAUGAUGUAUGUAAUGUACUUAGCACAAUACCUGGCUCAGGGAAGAGCUCAGUAAAUAUUGCUGUUGUAGUGAUCACUGAACUUGUAUCAGUUUCUUUCUGAAAUACUUUCUAACACUUAGCUUCUGGUUAUCUUGCUUUGCCAUUUGAUGUUCGUUGCCUUCUUGUUGGCAAUAAUCCAACCGUUAAAUGAAAAGUCAAAUGUAACAUCUGUGAUAAGGCCAAGAUACACAGAAGUUUAUUAAGUUAGAGCACUUCGUUAUUUUAUGGGCCUUUAUGCUGGAGUUUGAUGCCAUUUUUGGUGGAACCUUUUGCUAAUUAUUCAAGAAUUUGCUGAUCUUUUAUGAUAUUAUUUUGCUUCUUCAUGAUUAAUGUCUUAUUGAACAAUAUGUAGUUUUGAAUAGCAAACUCAGGACACUUUUUUUUUUUUUUGGUAAACUUUAGGCUGUGGGUACAGGAAUGUAUUUUGAGUUUACAAGCAAGAAUUGUUUUCUUUGUAUCACCAAUGCCUCAUAGUGUACCUAGCACACAACAGUUACUAAGAGAAUGAUGGAGGAAGAAAGAAGGAAGGCAGGAACAACACUUCAGUUAUCUUCAGGCGUAUCAUUAGUCAAUAGUCUGUCUUGGCUUUUACUUCUUUUCCGAUCACAUGAUCUAAUUUGUAUAGCUUCUCUACAUGUGAGAUUCCUCUUCAUUUCUGGUUACUUAUGGUUUCUGUUGCCUGCCUUCAUUGUGUGAACCUUCUAGAUUAUGUCAUUGCUACUAAGUAAUAGUGACAGGUUCAAACUCAUGGUAUGCUACAUGGACUGUAUUAGUAUUAGCCCAUAUAUAAUUGCAUGCUAUAUGGGUAUGCAUUUAGUGAUUUUUCUUGAUAAUUCUUAAUAUUUACCUUUGUUUAAUUCAUACUUAAUCUAAUUCCAUGAAAUGCAGCUCACCUUUCACUUCGUGUUCCACUUCCAGAUCCAAACAAAGCAUGCCUACAAUUCUUGAUUGAUGGUGCUUUCUCUCAUUUACAUAAUCUUAAGAAGUGGAGUUGAUUGGUUAUCAUUUCAUUUAUCCUUGCCUGUUUCAAACUUUUCACACUGUUCUUAAGCCUUCAGCCCCAUCUUUGCUUCCUUUAUAAAAGUCAGAUCUUGCUUAUAUCAUGACAAAAAGUAGAGGACAUUUGUUUACGCUCUCUUUUCACAUCAGGACUAUUUUUUAUCUGCUGUCCCUUCUUUGGAGGAAGAGCUGUUCUUCUGUUCCAAGUCCAGCACUUCCACCCUUGCCUGUCUACUUCACUGGACUUUCUUCCAACAACUCCUCCUCUUUACCCCUCCCCAGCUUCUGUCUCCCUGUCCACUAGCUCCUCUUCCUCAACCUACAAACAUGUUCAAAUUCCUUUCAGUCAAAAAAUAAACUUCUGUACUACCUUGAACCUAGUUACUGCCAUCUAGUCUGUCAAACUUCCAUGUUCUCUCAUACUACCCUGUGUUAGUCUUGAUUCUGUCACACUGUAAUUGUUUAUUUCCUUCUUUUCCUUCUACAUCAGACUGUAAGCUUCUGAGAAAUCUGUCUCUUGAUCAUGGUUGAUUCACGAAAGCCCACGCUAGUUCCUAGUGCAUCAUAGGCAUUCAGUAAAUAUUUUUUUGAAUGAAUGAACAGUGUUAGAGCCAUGGCUAUGCCAUUCACUUUGUGAACCAUCUGUAAUUUUUUUCUACCCCUAUAUUUCAGUUGAAAGUUCACUUGAAGGUCACCACAUAAAUGUGAAAUCGAGUGACUUCUCUCUUUACAUUAUGCUUGACCUCUGCAACCAUUAGUGCUUACAAAUUUACCUUUUCCACAUAUUCAUGGUCACGUAUAACUGGGUCACUUUGGGCCAGUUCCAGUAUUGCAUUCAAAAGAAGCAGACAAGCCCCAAACCUUUGGAAAGUAAUGAACUUCUGUAAUGUUUUAGUGAAAUCUUCUAAUGAGAUAGAAAUACACAAUUAAAUAAAGCUCAGCAAACUUCAAAUAAGUUCUCUUUACCCACCUUUCUUCCCAAAUCCUUACACAGCUUGGCACCUUCAAUCUCUCUUUUGUAACAGUUGACCCAAAACUUGUACCCUUUUGGCCAAAAACCCCUUGUCCCUUGUCCCCUUUUUUCAUAUUCUAUGUUUAUUUUCUUCCAAGAACAGAUUAUUCUUUCCAGUUUAAAUCACUUUAGCCUCUUUUGACUCCUUCCAACCAAGUUCUUUCCUAAACCAGUUAUCUUACUCAGUAUUUUAGAAGUCCAGGAGCAUUGUCUUGAUUUCAUUUGGUUUGCCCUUACCAACUUUCUUUGCAUAAUUUUAUUUAAUCUCAAUGCCUCACAUCAGUGAGUUUUCCCUGACCUCCUGGGUGUCUCCCUUCUGUGUCUCUGUGGUGCCCCAUUUAUAACUCUCUUGAAAUAAUCUAUUUCUCUCUCUUUUCUAAGCUAUACAUUUCUUAAGGGUAGGGGUCCUGUCUUUUUUUUCUAUACCCCUGUGUCUAGCAUAGUACCUAGAACAUGGUGGGUGUUGAUAAAUGUUUACUGGAUUGAUGUUUCUGUGAAAUUUAAUACUUUCUCUUUUGCCACUGACUUUUGUUUUGUUACUAGGUCUUCAAACAUGGAUUAAGGUUUCCUUAAUGUCUUUUAUUCUUUUUAUAUACUCUUAGUGAUUCCUCUAUUCCCAUCGUGUCACUUACCACUUCUAUAAAGAUGACUCCUGGUCCGUUUUCUAGUCUGGCCAUUCUCCUUAAGACCAUUUGUUUUCAAAGCUGCAUAUCAGACAUCUCCACAUGAAUGUGUCACCGGUAUCUUAAAUGCAACAAAAAACUCAGUAAUCCAAACUUAUCUUCCUUUUAAAAUUUGUUCCUCCCUAUGUGCUCCUUGUCUCAGUUAUUCUAACCCUACCCUUCCGGUUACCUAUGCUAGUUGGAAUCCUGGCAAAUGCCUUAACUUCUUUCUUUUAUACUCUCCCUAAUCUGUGAUCAAUGCCUAUCCAUCCUGCCUCUGCAUGUUUUUCACAUUUGCUUCCCCUUCCCAUCUCUACUCUUAGUAGUUUUGUUAUCACUUACCUUCACUAUUGCAGUAGUCUCUUAACUGACCUUCUCUAAUCUGUCUUCCAUUGUGUUGUUAGAAAUAUCUUCCUAAAACACAGAUCUGUUGUUACUGUAUAUUCAUCACUUGACUAAUUUACUUAUCUUUCAGGUCUCUGCCAAAUGUCACUUCUAAAUAAAGAUAAAGUAUGUCUGCCUUCCUUGUUUGUUUCAUGUUCCUUUCCUACUGUCAUCUAAUACCAUUUGUAAUUAUGUUUAUAUUUGUGCAUUGAUUUGUUUAAUGUCUUUCUUCCCACUGGAGAGAUUUAUGUAAGGGACUAGGGAGAGUUAUGUAGACCCUGAGGCCUAGCACAAUGCUUGGGACAUAGUAACACUUAAAACAUAUCUGUUGAAUGAGUUAAUGGAUAAUAGCAAAGUACAGGCAGUACAGGCAAACAGAUACCAAGAAGCAAAGGCAGGGAAGUUACAGGGUCCUAGACUCUUACUACAUUCUCACAGACCUUAAUCUGUAGUUUAAAAUAGUAGUGGGUUUCUCCCUUUUGCUUUUUGCAUUUAUUUCCCUAAAGAUGAGAGUGAGCAACUUAACUACUCCACACUGACACUUUAGUGAGGGCACUGUGGAACCUUUUUAAUCAGAGGAUGGAACCAGGCUUGAUGGUGAUUCAAUCAAAGCAGUUUUAGUGUCACACUUGUCUGAUGGAGGCAAUUUGUAUUUCUGAGGAAAUUCCAAUCAAGUAACAGAUUACUAGAUUUUUUUCCUGGUCUGAAUAUUAUUUUUGGGCAUUUCCGCAAAAAGCUUUUUGGGAAAGGUAGUUCUUACACUGGGGCUUGGAAUAAUUGUAUCUCUGUGCUUGGCCUUGGAAUAAUUCUAUCUCUGUUGGAAUUGUGCACACGUUGAGGCCUGAGGUGUCAUCUUAUAUAGGGCCUUCACUGUGUGGCUUUCAUCUAUUCAGCAUCUUAGGAGAGAAUCAUGUUCAACACAGUUUUGCUUUAAGCUUUUUACUUGGUAACAGCAGUUUUGCCUUAAGUUCUAAAGCUUAAUAACGAAACUGUGUUGAAUGAGAACCUUUCCAAAUGAUAUACUUUUCGAUGUAAGCUGAGUUUGUUCAUCCAAAGUCAUCAAGAAUAGGUUAUGUUUAGAACACAUGGAAUGAAUAAAUAUUAGUGAAUUCAUGAAUAUAGUUCAUGGGCUAAACUUUAUUGGAUUUUAAAUUUCUUUAUAUGUAAUUCCAUUCACCUGUUUAUUCAGCCAUCUACACUUGAGCAACUACUUUAUGCCAAGGACUGUACUAAACAUUUAGGAUUUGAGGAAAAAUACGACUUGAUUACUCUCAAGAAUUUUAUAAGUCUAGGCUUUUUUCAUGUCUGAGGCCAGAGUGAUUUUUCUUUUCCUUUUCUUCACUCAGGAUGAAGUACAUAGUGGUAUAAUCCUAGUUGACUGCAGCCUCCUUCUCCUAGGCUCAGGUGAUUCUCCUUCCUCAGCUUCCUGAGUAGCUGGAAUACAAGCCUGUACCACCACACCUGGCUAAUUUUUAUUAUUUAUUUUUCGUAGAGAUGGGGUCUCUCUGUGUUGCUCAGGCUGGUCUCGAAUCCUGGCCUCAAGCAAUCCUCCUGACUUGGUCUCACAAAGCGAUGGGAUUACAGGCACGCACCACCACACCUGGCCUUAGAGUGAUUUUCAAAGUGCAAAUUCAUGCGCUUUUUUCCAAGACCUCAGCUUGGAAUGUCCUCUUGUAUUACCCACCUCUCUUCUUUCAGGACUCAUUUCUUUGGAACCCUCCCUGUCUCUCCAAGGCAGCUGAGUACCCUUCAAUAUACUCAUCCCACCCUCUCCCUCUCCUGUUGUGGCAGUUAGUGCCGUGUUUUGUAAUUACCUGUUUAUUUGGGUCUCCCCAGCUAGACUGAAAAAGGCCCUUGAAGGCAGGGCUGUGUCCUUGUGUCCUGAGUGCUGAACACAGUACCGAGUACACAGUUUGUGAGCAAUAGAAUUUGUGGAGGGAAUGCAUUUUGGAUGGAGGCUAUUGGUUAAGUGACCUGCAAAACUGCUCCAGUAUCAUGCCAGGAUCAGUCUUCUUUGCUCAUUAUUGAUGAGAAGCAAUACUAACUUAUGUCUUUAUUCCUAACUUAAUUAUACUCCCAAGUACACAUUUGCAUGCUUCAUUACAUACCUGUAGUGAUAUCAGUGACACUGAUAAAAGUAUUUUUUCAUAUUUUAGUUCUCAUGUUUUUGACUCUUUAUUUUAACUUUGUUGUUGAAAGUAUUUUUUCAUAUUUUAGUUCUCAUGUUUUUGACUCUUUAUUUUAACUUUGUUGUUGAUUGAAUUGAGUAUUUGAGUUGCUGUUAGUAUAAAUAAAAGUUUCCCUCUUGGAUGACUUACCAUGUUAAAAAAAAUCACAAGUAAUAUUAUGCGCUAGUGAUACCUUGUGAUUUCAAAUUUAUUUUGUUCCAGCAAAGAAUCAGUUUGGGUCUCUUUGGAGAAGGGCAUACAUCUGAGUUGACCUCAACUUUUCUGUAGGAGAGAUUAUUGAAUCUCCUAUAAAGGAUUAUAUGUAAAUAUAUAAAUUAACAUUUGUCUGUUUUACAAAGUAGAGUGCCUGAAACAUGAAUAUAUAAAAUGUUAUUUUCAGUGUACUAGAGUAAAGGAGUUUGGUAUUUAAAGGAGUUCUGUACUUUGGUAAAGCCACAAUUCUUUUGAUUACACUAGUGGUUGGUUAUUUAAUCAGGAUAUGAAUUCAAAUAGCCGACAAAAUUUUGAAAAAAUGCAGAUGUCUGGCUGACUCCACAUCUAUCAGAUUGCAAUUUCUGGUGGUAGUGUCCAAGCUCCUAUAUAUUUUGUACCAACUACACAGGUAAUUCGAUGGGAUAGCCAGAACUACUCAACUAUAUAAACCAGAGAACCUCGAACCUUAACAUAUGAUCAUGUGGGACCUUGUUAAAAUGCAGAUUCUGAGUCAGGAGCUCUGGGUGUGACUUUUUUUCCAGUGCCAGCGAGCUCCAUGUGAUGUUCAUGCUGAUGGUGCAUGAUCCACACUUUGAACAAUAAGGCUAUAAAUAAUAACCACCUACAUUUUAAAAGAUUUCCUUUUUUUUUUCAUUUAAGUGUGGUGUAUCUGUUCCUACUCUUGCUUAUUCUAUAAGACAAGUGUAAUGGGCUUUAGAUCCAGUCUAAAAUAGUUUUGUUUUGGAUAUUGUCUUCCAUUAAAGUUUCAGUAUGCAGAGGAUGAAACUUUGUCCUUUUUUUCCAAUGACCAUCAGAUAAAUGAUAAACCUGAAUCUAAAAGUAAUUUCUCAUUUCCUAUCCUCCUGUCAGCUAUGGUCCUUUGAGGUCAAAUAAAAGUAGAAGAAGCAAGUCAUCUGUUCAGAGACUCUGUUGCCUCUUAAAAAUAAAACUCAACUCUGAAGAUUACACGUGCUUAAUUUUCGUUAUGAUAUUGUUAGGACUAGGUGUGUUUAUCGUUUUUAAGGCAUUGACUGACAAGUUUGUUUUUGAAUAAGCCCUAUUUUAAAAAUAACUUUAAUUUAUUUACUUAAAAAUAUUUUGCUUUCAGGUCCUCUUUGUUAGAAUUUUAAUUUGGUAUGUUCCAUACAGAGGUGGAAAUAAUGUUAUAGCUUCUAAAUAACUAAAUUAACUUUGUUGCUAAGAAUUAAAAAUAACCCAAACCUUACUGGGUUGAUCAUAGGAAGCUGAAGGGAUACUGGGGCAUACGUGACAGAUUUACUGAUGUGCCUGUAGUUGAUUUGGGGGCUGUGGGGUGGUGACAGCUAGAAUUGUUUACAUGCUACUGAUGCGUAGAUGGUGUCCUAGAUAUGCAGGCAAACAGGUAUUUGCUAGGUUGAAUUAACCCAAAUUCCUUUUAGUCUCUUGAGUAAUGCAGGCCUUUGUAUUACAUGUUAAUUAAAGAGUUUAUUACUUGUAAGACUAGUUGUGUUUGAAAUGAGGUAUUUGCCUUUUAAAGGUUGAAGAUUUCAACUUAGCACGCUUUAUUGAGUAGAAGAUGAAAUAAAUUAUUUAAAAAUAUGAUAGGGGACAGAUUAGUAAUAAGCAAAUUAAAUUAUACAAUUUUUUUGGCAGAGCUUGUUCAGUAUCAAAAGUUAAAGCAUUCCAUGAGUAUUCUUCAGAUUUCACUGUCUUACAUUGACUUAUUUCAUUCAGUCAGUAAACAGAUAAGCUCCUGCUUCAUGUGAGGCACUGAGUAAGGUACAGAGAUAAGCAGUGCAGUUCCUCUUCAAGUAUGAUGGAGGAGGAAUACAUUUUAAGGACACAGAAGUGGAAUAUUAAGGCACACUGAAGAGUUAGGAAAGACUUAUAAUUCUUAAAUUUAUUCUUGAGUUUUGAAAGAGAUAGGCAGAAAAAGUUUCCAUGUAGGUACAGAGACAUGAAAUCACAUGUAGAUUAAGGGAAGGAGUAUGAGACAGGGAAAUGGACAAAUCAACAAGGCUUUUAUGUACCAAGUAAAUAGUUUGAACUGUAUUUCAAGAUUAGGAGUACUGUUGAAAGAUUAUAAACAGGGACAUAUAAUAGCACCAAGGGAACUGAAUUGGAGUGGAGGUGGGGAUGUAGGACUGUGUGAGGGAAAUCAAUUAGGAGACUAUUUCAGAAGUCUACGUAAGAGUGAUAGGACGUAAAUUCAGGUUUUGGCAAUGAGACUAUAGAAAAGGAUACAGGUGAAAUAAUUAUUUCAGAAAUGAAAUUUUCCAGGCAGUGGAGACGAAGAAAGAAUCUAGUAUGAUUCAGUUUCAGGCAUUCUUGUUGAGCAGGUGGGUGGCACCAUGCUUCAAGGCAAAGAAUACAGGAGGAAGAAGAACACUUUUCCAGGGGGAAAUGCUGAAUUAAAUUUUAGAUAUGUAUGUUGAGUUUGAGGUGGUAGUGGGACAUCUAAUUGGAGAUGCUUAAUAGAAGUAGGAUAUACAGGUUAGAGGUCAAGAUAGAAAUUGCCCAGGGGCUAGAGAUUUAGAAGUCAUUAGUGUUCAUGUAGUUGUUGAAGCCAUAGACUUUGAAGGGAUUGCCAGGAAGAAUAAAUAGAAUCAACAUAUUAUACUACUACAUGGAUUCUUUUCAUUUAUUAUGUGAUUUAUGAUAAUACCUAUCUAUUUUAGUUUUUCAUUUGGGAGCAGGUAUUUGGGUAGCUCUGUUUCACUCUCUCUCUCUGUGUUACCCCCAUCCCCAUAUAAAAUAUGUAAUAUAACGUGUAUUUAAUGUUACUCUGAGAAGUACUGAAUAAUUAAAUUGUAAUAGUAUUAGGCAAUAUGAAUUAAUUUAUGUGUUGUAUUCAGAGAGGUUUUAAGAUAAAAUCUGUAAGACCUAUUUUAAAAGAUUAUUUCUUGAAAAAGGAAAAAUCUUAUUUUAAAAAUAAAGCAAUUUAUUAGUGUUCUUGGACUAAAUAAGAUUUAUUUGUUGAGUCCCGUAGCUUUGAUCUGUCCAGGAAUUUUCAUGAUUUACUUCCCAUGCCUCUGAUCUAGGCAGGUACUAUGUCUGUGUGCCUAAUCUAGUCAAGGAAAACUAGGAGAAAGCCAUCUGGCUGAUCCUGAUAGAAUUUGACAUAAUCCAUACGAGAAACUUAAGCAAUUUAGUAUCCAUAGCCAGAGUCUAAGGGAAUAAAGGUACUAUUAAAGGUUGAACAGAUGAUUUAAAUAUAUUAAUUAUACUUUGCAAAGCUGCACUUUUUUGACUGGUGAAUAUUUAACGAAAUGUAGAUCCUACAUCGUCAUCCUGUGGCUCUCACUGGUUUUUCCCGUUUCCAUCUCCUUUCUGGAGGAAGAGCAUAACAAUAAAACUGUUUCUGAUCUUGCCAUCUAGAAAACACUAGUAUUAAAGUGGAAAUUUUUGUCUCCUUAAAAGUGAAAUGAAGCAGCCUAUUUACCACCACGCAUCCCCAGGCCAGUGGGUACUUACGAGGAUGUGCAAGAUGACUUUUCAGAAAUCAGCCCUGCUUGGGAUGAAACCAUUGAUUUAAUAAAUAAAGCAUAGGUCUGUAUACCACUCAAGAUGCCAUUGGUCUGUAUCCAACUUUUUUGGCAUUAACUUUUAAAAUAUGCCUUUAAAGGAAAGAGUUCCCAGGAGACUUUGUCAAGUUUCAAUACAGUAAAUGUUAUGGCUGAGUUAUAACUCCUAAAAACUGAAGUUAAUAAUAGAAAUGACAGAUCUGAAUUAGAAGAGGAUAGCUAUAAUAAAACAAUUUUUGUUAUUCCCUUAUGAUCUAUAGUAAACACACACACACAUAUUUUUAAAGUUUUUUGUUUUAAUGCUUUGAAAAUGAUUUCUCUUUCUUGUUAUUUAUACUUUAAUCAAUGAUGGGUAUUAGCAUUAAAGCCUAAUAUCCACAUCAAAUAAUACAAGGCACACUGCUGUAACACACAAUUAUAUUAACCAUAAACUUUUACCUGUUUCAAGUCUCUCAUUUUAAAUAAAUUUGUUUAAACAUCAGUUUUUUUUUUCCUGGCAAGGCUCUAUAUUCUCAUUCACACCCCAGUAAAUCACUAAGAGAUUAUUGAUGAAGAUAUGUGUAUUUGGGUGUUUGAAGGAUUAUAACAAAAAUAAAAAGUAGAAUAGAAUUUUAGAAUAUAUGCUUUCUACAUUGAGGACUUCAUUUGCUUUAUAGCCUUCUUUAUAUUUGUUGAUAUUCUUUCUUGCCCUAUGCCAACAUUUUAGAAAUACAUUUUUAGAAAUUUCUUACAAGGUUUAUCAGUAUGCUACCAAUAACAACAUACACACUCUCUCUCUCUCUUUCUUUCUCUCACACACACACACCUUUUUAUCCAUGUAAUAACAAAUAUCUUGAGUUUAUAGUGUGUGUUUUGCUAGAAGUUAAGUGGUUAUACAUCUUUGCUUUAGCUUUACAAAAUCACUAGAUCACUGACAGAUGGUUUUUUUGGUUUAUUUUGUUUCGACAUUUUUUCAUAUAGUUAAAACCCACAGCACUCAAUUUCAUCACCCAGGCCCAAUUCACAAGCUUAAUCAAUGGCAAAGUAAAACUGGCACCUCUUGAUUUCCUGGUUUGUGUUUUUUGGGUGGAGUUGAUUCCUGAGUAUGAAAGUUGUGUUAGGAAAUAAUAUUAGGUAGCUGCAAGAAAAUGCUGGAAGAUGGUUACCAAACAUCCUGUAUAAGUGUGAUUUUCUCAUACCUCAGGGCCCUGCUUAUUAAAAAGUUGGAUCUAGAUAUGUGUUGAUCUUGCCUAGUCAGCCAGUUUUGAUAUACUACUAGCAUGUUACCAUUCCUAUGUAGUAUUCUAUAAAGAAAAUUUGGCAACCCAACAUUUGAAAAAAUUUUAACAUUUUUAGCCAAGUUACUGUUUAGAAUCAAACUAUGCCUAAAAGUAAAUUCAUCACCCUGUUAUCUACGAUUACUGCUCCCAUCCUACUAGAACUGACUCUCCUUGCUUGACUUCUUCAUUUUAUCCAUGCUGCCACCACCACUUUGCUUAUUACACAGACUUCAAAGUCUUAUUUCGUCUAUGAAUCUGUUCUUGACAGUUCCAACUCAUGGAGACCUCUUCUGAUAAACUCACAUUUACCUUACCAUUUAUUUUUUACUUCUAUCCUUUGUGUUAUUAUUGCAUUAUUAAUUAUAUUGCUCCCCCCCCAGAUUAGACUCUAAGCCCUUUGAGACCCAAGGCUAGCAGUUUUACCCUGCAGCAUGUAGAAUUAUGAAAGAAUGGAUCACCAGGCCUGUCCCCAUUCUCCCUGUUCUGUAAGGUAUCAGUAAGUUUUGAUUUCUUUUUUGUAAUGUCUUCUUCAUGUCCUACUUUUCCUGGUCUAAGCUUUCUAUUGCUCUACUCUUGGCCUUCUCUGGUUCUUUUAGUAUCUUCUGUUUAUAAAUAUGGGUGAUUUUUAGAAGAUUCUUGGGAUAAUUUUUUGGAGAUAUAUGGGUGAUUUUCAGCUUUUUCCUGUCUCAGGUUCAAUUUUGAAACUCUACCACAAAAAUUCUAUCUCUUUAUACUUACAUUUAAUAUUUAUUCAAUAAUUGAAAUGUUUUGAGAGUGUGUAUCUCAGAAGCAGUAGUUUGGAUAUGUUAAAAAGUGGGUUAACCACACUUUUACUUUCAAUACAGAAUAAAAAGAAGAGUAAGUCUUUGCAAAUUAAGGCUAAUAGUUAUUUUAUUUCACCACCUGAUAUUUUGUAUAUACCUUCGAUUGAGCCAUAAUUCUGUUGAGUUGUACAUGGAGAAUCUAGAGAUUUAGUAUUUUAAAAUGGAGAAAAUUGAGGUAAGUGAUUGCACAAGGUCAAAUGUGUAGCUGAUGAAGAAGUCAGGAAUAGAAGCCAGCUAUCUCUUUAAGAUUAUUUUAAUAUGUAAUAACAUGUUUUUAAAAAGUACAAAAAGGAAUACUGUGAAAGGUAAGUUUUUUCCCUACCCCAUCUCUCAGUUCUUCCAUUACCUUCCCCAGAGGCAAGAAGUUACCAAUUUCUUGGACUUUCAAGAGCUAGUUCAUGUAUGUAAAAUCAAGGAAAUAUAUACAUUGUCCUUCACACAAAUGAUAGCAUCUUAUACAUACCUUUCUGCACCUUGCCUUUUUUUACUUAACAAUGUCUGAAAAUUGUAGAGCCUGGGAUUUUUUUGUUCCUUGGUCCAUGAACUUUCCAUUUUACUAUACCGCUUAUUAUUAUUAAACAACUUUUUUUAUUAAUAUGAAUGGACAGAGUUAUUAAUUAUUUAUUUCUAGCAUAUUGAGUACCUCACAUGCAACAUGAUGUAGUAUUUCACAUUUCUUUCAGGAAGAGAGGGUCACUGAUUUAUGAUAAAUAAUGUUGAAAGUUAAAAAAUUAUAAGGGAAAUUUAUAAAUAGCUGUUACUGCUGGUUACCAAAAAUAGCUAAUUGUACAUUUACUUUUCCAUUUGAGAAAGAAUUGGCAGAUGAAGUUUUCAGGGAAAUCAUUUACACAGACUUGUGUAAAAAUUUGUACGGUUUGUACAAACAGUUUAUCUCAAGGCCAGUGAGAAGCAAUGAUGUUAUAAAUGUCAAACCACAAAUGUUUGUUUCAUUUUCUAAAUUUUAAAAUCUCCAACCUCAAAUUUAUAUCACAGAAAUAGUUUUUCAUUUGUUUCUCAAAACAGUUUGUAACUAUAUAUUUUUAUCUGGAUAUGAUUCAUGAUCAUCUAUAUAAAAAUACACCAUUAAUUUUGAUCAUUCUGGGUUUUUUUUUUGGCCAACUUAUCUAUCAGCGCAAUUAUUGCUUUAAUUCUCAGAGAAAAAUAGAGCCUGUCAGAACUGUUUGAUUUUAGAUCUUAUGGACCAAACUGUAUCACAAAAGACAAAUCCAUUAAAAAAUGUGUUCCAUGCCAAAUGUCCAUGAUAAUAUUCAUAGAGGUUGAGUACUUAUAUUUGAACUUCAUGUUAGAUAAUUAGUCAGUAAUUCUGCUUUCUUCCUAAAGAUGG
Chlorocebus sabaeus (green monkey) is the source of this 23488-nucleotide messenger RNA. RefSeq names its product zinc finger protein 800 (gene ZNF800). Lineage: Eukaryota; Metazoa; Chordata; Mammalia; Primates; Cercopithecidae. The record is from RefSeq and is a predicted model, not a curated record.